AUGCGACUGGAGCCCGAUUUGCUUCGCGGCAUCUAUUCAGCGGGCUACUAUGCCCCGUCCCUCAUCCAGCAGCACUGCGUCAUGCCGCUCAUCAGAAAGCGCGACGUGAUCGCCCAGGCGCAGAGUGGCACGGGGAAGACGUCAUUGAUUGCGUUUGGGUCCUUGCAAAUCGCGUCGCCGGACUCGCAGGCUGUCCAGGUCCACAUUCUUUCUCCGAUACGGUAUCUUUCGAAGCAGACGGAGGAAAAGUGGAAGUUUGAGACUCUGUGCGAUCUGUACGAAAUGUUGACGAUCACGCAGGCGGUGAUCUUUUGCAACAAGAAGAGAAACGUUGAGUGGCUUACGAAGAAGAUGGUGGAGAACGGCUUCACGGUGAUGUCGAUGUCCGGGAGCAUGACGCAAGAGCGGCGGAACGAGGUGAUGGAUUCGUUUCGGAAGGGGCAUUCGCAAGUGCUGAUCGCGACAGACAUCUGGUCGAGGGGGAUCGAUGUGCAACAGGUGAGCCUGGUGAUCAACUACGACGUGCUGAACGAGCAGGAGUCGUACUUACAUGGCAUUUGCAGGAGCGGGAAGUUUGGACGUAAGGGAGUGGCGAUCACGUUUGUGACGUCGGGGGACAUGGGAGCGCUGCGGUCCAUCGAAAGGAUCUACGCAAUGCAAACUUUGAAACUGCCGAGCAAUGUCGGAGACUAUCUAUACGCAUCUCAGACGAGUCUGUUGGCGAGUGUUUGUAAAAUAUGA
Molecule: messenger RNA, 741 nt
Organism: Chondrus crispus (carragheen)
Lineage: Eukaryota; Rhodophyta; Florideophyceae; Gigartinales; Gigartinaceae
Exons: 2
Coding region: 1-741 (246 amino acids)
Cellular component (GO): catalytic step 2 spliceosome; nucleolus
Molecular function (GO): RNA helicase activity; mRNA binding
Source: RefSeq, a predicted model, not a curated record